AUGGUGAGACUCUGCGGCGAAAAGCUGGAGAGAAACUCAGUACACGGGAAUCUGCGGACCCAGUUACUGAUCACUAAACGCUGCAAUAACUCCCAAACCUACCCCUGGAAUUGGCGAAAAAAGACGACUCUCGGGGAGCGCUCAAAAUUCCAGAAACGUUUUUCACUGUACCCCGUUACACGGGACGCCAAGCUAAACUCAAACAGCAACUUAUUGUUCCAGGUGGACACAGUGAAGAGCAUACUACAGGAGUUGAAGCUACGGGUGCUGGAGGUGACGGAUGAGACCGCUACACUAGAUGGCAGCGAUGUCUUGUUCACUGGGCGUGAGUUCUUUGUCGGGAUCUCGAAAUGGACCAAUCGCAGGGGAGCCGAAUUCGUCGCCGACGCCUUCAAGGACUUCACGGUCUCUGUAGUACAUGUCCCAGAACCUCAUCACUUGAAGAGCUUCUGUAGCAUGGGCGGUCCCAGCACCAUUGUCGUGGGAAGCAGUGAUGUCGCUCAGAAGACCAUCAAGGUAAGGCAGCUUGACUUGGGUGGACACUAAAUAGCUGGAGUAACUCCGCGGGUCAGGCAGCAUCUCUGGAGAGAAGGAAUGGGUGAUGUUUUGAGCCAAGACCCUUCUUCAGUGAGAGUCAGGGGAAAGGGAAACAAGAGACAUCAAGAGCCAAGAGUGUUUUAUUGUCAUGUGUCCCGGACGGGACAAUGAAAUUCUUACAUGCUGCAGCACAACAGAAUAUGUGAAUAUGAUUCGUAACGGGGGGAAGCAUCCAGAGAAUUGGCCUCACUCAAUAGCAAGAAUUAGGGGACCAAAACUGCACACAAUACUCCAGGUGUGGUCUCACUAGGACACUGUACCACUGAGAAAGACCUCUUCAUUAAGGAGGACACAAACAAUCUUCCUGACGUACUAGUGGCCAGUGGAUCUGUGGUGACGGAGGAACUGAAGGAAAUCCACAUCAGAAUCAGAAUCAGAUUUUAUUCGCCAAGUAUUUUUUGCAACAUACGAGGAAUUUUAUUGGCCGGGUCAGUCAUACAAUUAAAAGCAACAGAUCACUCAAAAACACAUUUGAACAUGAACAUCCACCACAGUGACUUCUCCACAUUCCUCACUGUGUUGGAAGGCGAAAUAUAGUUCAAGUCUCUUCUCUUAUGUUCUUCCUUGGUCUCCCGUUGAUGGGACGAUCUUGACUCCCGUAGCCGGUGGCGUUCGGGCCCUCUGCGUCGAGGCGAUCAGCUCCCGCAUCGGGGGGGAUGUCAGCUCCCCCGCGCCAGGCGAUCAUACCUCGUGU
This is a messenger RNA of Leucoraja erinaceus (little skate), 1291 nucleotides long. Its product is annotated as N(G),N(G)-dimethylarginine dimethylaminohydrolase 2-like. Lineage: Eukaryota; Metazoa; Chordata; Chondrichthyes; Rajiformes; Rajidae. Gene Ontology annotation, molecular function: dimethylargininase activity; amino acid binding. Gene Ontology annotation, biological process: positive regulation of nitric oxide biosynthetic process; arginine metabolic process. Bases 1 to 546 code for a protein of 181 amino acids. The transcript is spliced from 4 exons. The record is from RefSeq and is a predicted model, not a curated record.